Xiphophorus hellerii (green swordtail) is the source of this 5280-nucleotide messenger RNA. It is a transcript of the gene galr1a, whose product is annotated as galanin receptor 1a. Gene Ontology annotation, molecular function: galanin receptor activity. Gene Ontology annotation, cellular component: plasma membrane. Gene Ontology annotation, biological process: positive regulation of cytosolic calcium ion concentration; negative regulation of adenylate cyclase activity; G protein-coupled receptor signaling pathway. Bases 789 to 1844 code for a protein of 351 amino acids. The transcript has 3 exons. The record is from RefSeq and is a predicted model, not a curated record. Lineage: Eukaryota; Metazoa; Chordata; Actinopteri; Cyprinodontiformes; Poeciliidae.
GGCAGCCUCACUGAUUCCUUUGUGGCCAAAAAAAACAACAAAAAAACCCCGAAAGAAACCAAAAGAACAAAAAGACAAACUUUCAAAUAAAACAGUGGUAAAACGCUCUUCUGUAACGCUCCAGCCCUAACGUCAUGUGCAGCUCUUGGCACCGGAGUCUGACUCAGAAACCGGCCUUGACGUCCAGCAUCCACAUUAAACACGGAUGGAUUCCUAAAUGGGCAGAAUGAGACCCAUAACAAUAACUGUUUCUCUCCCACUCUCCCCUCCUUGAGCAACCUCGCAGCACUUCAUGGUUGGUGGUAUGGCUGCUGACGCCGACGGUCCAGCCCACUCCCAAGUACCCUCCUCCCCCUCUUAUUUAAAGUGCGAGACCGGGUCCAGAUGCUGAGAACCGGGAGGCAGACUGGAAGCAGCGAGGCCAGAGCGCGCAGACGCGUCUGGUGCGCAACAGGGGAGGAGACGCAGACCGACCGACGCCUCCAAGGUGCGGCGGAUGGUUUGAUGCUGCACGGAAGACUUUCCAGCUGUGGGAAUAUAUCGCUUUUUUUUUUUUUUUUUGUUUGUUUGUUUGCGUGUGUGCGUGAGAGAGAGACAGAGAGAGUUAUAUAAAGUGAUGCGCAAAAAGUGAAGCGCGGGAUUUCAUUUAAAGUGGAGAAUCCUGAGGAAGGGGGAACCUAACAGGAGCGCGCAUGGAGACGCGUCCGGAGUCGGUGGCGUGAAGUGGAAGAAAGAAAGAAAAAAAUUAAUAAUAAUAAUAAUAAUAAUAACAACAACAAAAAUCUAUCAUGAACUUGUCAGAGUCCGUGUGGCUCGUGGGAGAGCCGUGGAACCUCAGCGCGCUGGAGGAGGACGGGGAGAAGAAAAACCUGUUCGGGAUCGACACGAGCAACUACAUCGCGCUGCUGUUUUUCCUGCUCAUCUUCACGCUGGGCGUGCUGGGCAACUCCAUGGUGAUCACCGUGCUCGCCCGGAGCAAGCCGGGCAAGCCGCGCAGCACCACCAACAUCUUCAUCCUCAACCUGAGCAUCGCCGACCUCUUCUACCUGCUCUUCUGCAUCCCCUUCCAGUCCACCAUCUACGUGAUGAACACCUGGGUCUUCGGCGCCUUCAUCUGCAAGUUCAUCCACUACUUCUUCACCGUCUCCAUGCUGGUGAGCAUCUUCACGCUCUCCGCCAUGUCCGUGGACCGCUACGUCGCCAUCGUGCACUCCAGGAAGUCGUCGUCGAUACGCGUGGCGAGGCACGCGCUGGUCGGCGUGGUGGCGAUCUGGCUGCUCUCGCUGGCCAUGGCGGCGCCGCGCAUGCACUACUACAACCUGUUCCACGGCGGCAGGAACGAAACCUACUGCUGGGACGUGUGGCCGAAUCAGAACCACAAGAAGGUCUACGAGGUGUGCACGUUUGUCUUUGGCUACGUCUUGCCCCUGCUGCUGAUUUCCUUCUGUUACGCAAAGGUGAUAAAUCACUUGCACAAAAAACUAAGAAAUAUGUCCAAAAAGUCGGAGGCUUCGAAGAAAAAGACCGCUCAGACCGUGCUGGUGGUGGUGGUGGUGUUCUGCCUGUCCUGGCUCCCUCAUCACAUCGUUCAGCUGUGGGUGGAGUUCGGGAACUUUCCGCUGACCGAGGCCUCCUUCGUGUUUCGGGUGGCCGCGCACUGCCUGGCGUACAGCAACUCGUCGGUGAACCCCGUCAUCUACGCCUUCUUGUCGGAGAACUUCAGGAAGGCGUACAAGCAAGUCUUUAAGUGUCAGAUCGGCAACGUCGACUGCCCGCUCAACGACAUCAAGGAGAUGCGCAGCAAGGCGGAUACUCCACCCUCCACUAACUGCACCAAUGUUUGACUGGCUGUCCCCCGGCAACAUGAUCACUUCCUGAGCUGAGACACUGAAACUCACUGAGUCAUGUCAACUAAGUGAUCAGAUGGAAGUUGGUGUGCAUUUCAAUCAGGGUGAGUAUAUCUAGAUAGAUAGAUAGACUGACUGAUUUCUGCUCCCUGGAUGAAUGGCGCCCUCGGCAGUGAGCCACAUUUCCCAUGUAAAAAAACCCCACUGGAAUGUAUGAGGGGAUCUUGACAGGUCCUUUAACUUGCUGUAAGAACAGCUUUAUCUUUGUGCAUCAAAAAAUAUAUAUUUCCUAUAUAAUCACUUCCUGAGCUGAGACACUGAAACUCACUGAGUCAUGUCGACUAAGUGAUCAGAUGAAAGUUGGUGUGCAUUUCAAUCAGGGUGAGUAUUUGCCUACUGUCAUGUGUUGUGAGUGUGUGGGGUAUCUACACCAAGAUUGGCACAUUUAGCAACACAUACACGAGUGUGGUUGACAUCAGCAGGACCUUCCUCCUGGCUCUGAUUGGUCUGAAGUGGAUCAAAGUCUGCUCACGAGAAGAACCUGCAGUGUCUAAAACUCAAGGCAGACAAUUAAAUAUCACAUCACGAUGUAUUUAUACAGGUAUACAAUUCAAAUAUUCAUUUAAAACACUCAUUUAACCUUCUGAUUUUCAAUUUCUUUCAUUUAAUUUUGCUUUGUACCAAGCUGAGGUAUCACCUGCUGAUGCUGUGGAACAAGUUUUAAAUGUGUUUUUAAGUCUCUGAAGAACAAAUGCAUUUUUUUCUCUUUAAAACUGCUUCAUGCAAUUUAAAAACCUGCCUAUUCCGCCGUGUUCUAAUUUUUGAUUUCAGUUGUUUUCAGUGUACAUUUUUUAGUACAAAAGAGAAGCUGUUCUGGAAAGCUAGCUCACACGUUUUAGACAUCAGAAUAACUCUGUUCCCUUAGAAAAAGAAGAACCACAGCAUUCAGGCACCUAAAAAACUUCAUCUGUCACAAAGAUAUUGCCAGGCGUGUUGUUUCCUUCAGACUUUUAAAUUAAGUUUAGCUUGCUAAUGGAACCACAUCAGGGUGGACAGAGUGGGGGUUGAAUAAUAAAGGCCGGGACAAUGACUUUUGCUUCUGAUUGAUAUCAAGCUAAUCUAUAUUCUUUUUGUUUCACAAGGCUGGCUUCUUCUCUGUUAAAUUGGAUAGAAAUCCUCGAAUUCACUUUCUGAACAACAGAAUAGAAAUAAUAGAAAAAUAACGUCAAGCUUUCAGAUGAGCUUUUUUUUUCAGAUUUUGUUAUUUGGUGGAACCGCUAUCAUUAAAUAAUUUAAACUGUUGCUAAACGGAGGGAUCGGUGUUCUCAUCCCAGAACUUUGAAAUGUUUAGUUCCUGUCUGUUCCAUGCCUGAGAUAAAUGUUUUGUAUAAUUUUCUUUAGUAGCCACACAUCUAACAGAGUAGCUAGCUCAUUAGCUUUAAGCACUUAUUCACUUUUUAUAAACUCAGUUUAUUCAGUUGUGUCAGUAUUUGACCGAAUUACCGAAUACCAGAAACUUAAACUUAAAUUAAUCAAGUAAUUUAAGCUUACAUUUUUUAAAAUAUAAAACAGGUCACUAUGUGUGUGUACAUAUAUAUAUAUUUUUGUUUUUCACUAAAAAUGCCAAACGACCUCGUGGUAUAACUGUUGGACACAUCAACAUGCCAUGUGUGAAUACACACACAUGCUGCACACUAGGCACGCACUAUUUAUCCUUCGCAAAGUAUUUUUAAGAGUUCUGCUUCCAAAAGCUCAAAAAAUGACCUUAGACGUUAAAGUCACUUUAACAGGACACCAGAAAAGGUUCUGUGUGAGAGUAGUUACCUUUGACUUCAUGACGACAGCGCCCCUUACCUGUCAGUCACUGGUACUUGUUUCUCUUGCUUACAAGAAAGGAGCACGAGCAGUUUAGAAAUUUGUGCUGUGGACGCUGAAGACUAAGGAAAAGCUAAAGCUAAAGGUUCUCAGUCCUGUUCUUCACUGUUACCCACAUUUUUGAUGUGUCUCCAGAACAACUGAUUCAAAUUGGUGCAUUACCUUCUCAGCAUAAUAUCAAGUAACAUGUAAUUGGCAUGUACUUGUGUAGUGCUUUGUCUGGCCCAGACAUCUUCCUACUACAUUCAGUCAUUCACACAUGUAAGCUACAUUGUAACCACUAGCAAGGAAAGCAACUUACCCGAGGUCAUAGCAACUGAGACAGACAGAUUGGGGGUCUGAACCUCCAGAUGUGUAAAGCAGGAGGCAGCAGGCUAGCUAUCAUAGCUCGGCUAAUUCGCUGGCUACAGUGAGCUAUAGCUAGCCUCUCAGUUGUACUCAGUAACGAGCAGAACAACAAGUUGCCCUUCACUUGUCGCCAAGAAGCAAUAAUAUUCUGCACAGUUGGCACGUUUACUGAAAAAACUCAACUAUACUCAGCAGGUGUUCGAGUCCGUAUUUUGUACUUCACUCUUCCACUGAUGUGUACAUCUGUUAAAAAGUACAAAUCCUAAAUGACACUAGCUUUAAAUCUCACUCCGUUAGAAAUAAAAAAACAAGCCUGAAAAAUCAGUGAGUCAUUUCAAAAAUAUUUGGACUGCAUUUUAGGAAUGUGUCUGAAUCACCUAGAAGAAAUAAGUAUUGUAACUAACUGCUUGAAAUUCAAGCUGAGGGGGAAGAAAAUGGUCAAAUCAUACCCACUGUGUGCACACAAGCUAGCUCUAAGCAAACCUAUCUGACAGUAGAUUUAAAAGUUCCUCAUUUAUAAUCACUGAAUCCUCCCUUUACUGAUUAACAGCCAAAGUUAAGACCAUCUUAAUGCAGGUAAUAUUGGAGUGAAUCUAACUCUUUGAAGGCAGUGUGCGCUUACAGAGGCUGCCAACAGCCUAAAGGCUAUCCCGCCUGGGAAAGCUGUUGCCAGGAAAACUGAAGUGCACCGUCUCAUCUAAUGUACCGCUGUGUUGACACAGAGGAUUCAACAUGGGGGGGGGGGGUUGUUUUAUGAGUUGUUAAAAGGCACAUAAGAGCAGUGCUUGUAACUGUAAAGUGUUUGCACAUCUAUUGUGAGAAAAUGUGCUUGUAUAUAUUUCAAACACCAAAGCCGAUAUUCACACAUCUACGAAUGCCUUGCAUUGUCCAUAUACUGUAGCUCGCUGCUAUUUUGUCGCUUUUGAAGCUGCCUUGCCUAAAAUUCCUCCUCUGGAUCUAAAACAACCACAGACCUAGUUUUGCUCGACAUGCCCAAAAGGGAAUUUUUUUUUUUUUUUAAAGAAUUCAAUCCAAGAUCACAUGAAUUAUGCCAAGGUUUUACAGUGCACAGCUUUACCUCAGCACACAAAAACAAAAAAAUGACACAUGACCUCGAUGUGUUAAAACCACGGUUUGUUGGAUGUUUACUACCAUCCUCUAUAAUGAUAUCUGUAGCCGUUGUUUAAGUUUGAACACACACACACGCACA